Molecule: messenger RNA, 3456 nt
Organism: Pundamilia nyererei
Lineage: Eukaryota; Metazoa; Chordata; Actinopteri; Cichliformes; Cichlidae
Gene: sstr3a
Product: somatostatin receptor 3
Exons: 2
Coding region: 411-1862 (483 amino acids)
Biological process (GO): neuropeptide signaling pathway
Cellular component (GO): plasma membrane; neuron projection
Molecular function (GO): somatostatin receptor activity; neuropeptide binding
Source: RefSeq, a predicted model, not a curated record
CAUUCACAGAGUGUGCACACACGGGAACGACACACACACGCACACACCAAAGGAUUUUAACACCUCCUAUUUGACUGUGUGCGGCAGCAGAGCUGUUACCUAGUUACAAGCUAGACACCGUGCGACCUGCGCUGUUCAUAAUGUUGCGGUGGGGACUCUGAGUGCAUCAGUCUGUCCGGAGCAGACGGAGGGAGAAGUGAGACGGAGGCGGACGGAGGAGCGCAGCGGGCUGCUUCUCUGCUGGAGAUGCCACUGGAACUCAUCCCGACGGAGGCAAAGUGCAGCGGCUCUUCUCGCGUUGUUUCACCGAUAAAUCCAGCAAAGCCCCGGUAAAAGUCUGGUCCUGAAGGUGCGGAGAAGUCUCAGCUUUAAGCAGAACAGAUGGGUGGGAGCUGAGAUCACAAAGCAACAUGGGUGACGCGUCGUAUUCCGGCCUGGAGAUGACGGCUGAGACGUGGGAGAACGGCAGCUUUGCGAGCCCCUCGCCGGGUCUCCCACUGUUUCCGCUCAUGUUCAACGACAGCGAUCUGAACGACACGCUGUUCAACUCCACCAACUCCACCGCCCCUGAUGCCUUCUCGGGUCCCAGCGUAGCAGGGGUCCUCAUCCCACUCAUUUACAUAAUUGUUUGCAUCAUCGGCCUGGGCGGCAACACUUUAGUGAUUCACAUUGUUCUGCACUACUCAAAGAUAGAGUCCGUGACAAACAUCUAUAUUCUCAACCUGGCCAUCGCCGACGAACUCUUCAUGCUCGGCCUGCCUUUCCUGGCGGUGCAGAACACGCUCCAGUCAUGGCCCUUCGGCUCCUUCAUGUGCCGACUGGUCAUGACUGUCGACUCCAUCAACCAGUUCACCAGCAUCUUCUGCCUGACCGUAAUGAGCAUCGAUCGCUACCUCGCCGUGGUCCACCCCAUUCGGUCUUCUAAGUGGCGGCGCCCUCAGGUGGCCAAAGUGGUGAAUGGCACCGUGUGGGCACUGUCAUUCCUUGUUGUUCUGCCAGUGGUCAUCUUUGCUAACAUCCAGAAAGCAGGAGGCACCUGUAACAUCGCCUGGCCCCAGCCGGCUAACAUCUGGAGGGCUGCUUUCAUCAUUUACACCUCCACCGUUGGAUUCUUCUGCCCUCUUCUCAUCAUCUGCCUCUGCUACCUGCUCAUCGUCUUCAAGAUCCGCAGCUCGGGGAAGAAAGUCCACGCCACCUCAACCAAGCGGAGAAAGUCGGAGCGGAAAGUGACACGCAUGGUUGUGAUUGUUGUUGCUGUGUUUGUUUUCUGCUGGUUACCUUUCUAUGCCCUCAACAUCAUCAACUUAUUGGUGGCCCUGCCACCAGAGUACCAGGGCCUUUACUACUUUGUCGUAGUGCUCGGUUAUGCUAACAGCUGCGCCAACCCUAUCGUCUACGGCUUCCUGUCAGACAACUUCAAGCGGGGUUUCCGGAAAGCCCUCUGCCGCUCCACGAGGAAGGUGGAGAACCACGAGCCCCUGGAGCACCAGCAGCAGGACGAGGGCAGGAGGGCGCUCAUGCCCAGAGAGAGCCUGAGACGAGCAAUCAGGGAUGAAGAGGAUGAUGAUGAAGAGGUGGUUUCAGAAAUGACUGAGAUAUACAGAAUUGCCCAGAAUGGAAACAGCAGCUACCAGCUGCAGAGCUCGCAGCCGUUAUUCUUAGAGAAAGGCGCGACACCUGGAGUCACAGAGCUAGCCUCCCCAGAUAGGCGGGAUAAUAUGGGGGAUAUGAAAGGGAAAGACGCCAACGGGGCCACCCUGACUGUCCCACUGCUUCUCAACGGAACCAAGGGUGGGAGCACUAAAACGCUACCAGAGGAAAACUUGGAACCAAGCGCAUCAUUGGAGAUAAGUUACCUCUAGUGUAAAACAUGAACUUUAAGUUUAUGGGACCGAUGUGGAGUGAGUAUAAUACAGGGUGGCCUGCUUCUAAGCCAAAAAAGAAAAACAACCCAUAACAACCUAUUAAUGAACACUUGGGUGGGUCUUAACAUUUUUUCAUCAGUGUACACAUUAAAAAGCAUGUUUAUAAUGUAAAUUUUGUUUAUAUGCAUGCCUGUAUGUACAAAUAUGUGCCUUUAAUUGGUUUGAUCACCAUUUUUUCUGCUCUUUUAAGCUGUUAUAUUCCAUAAUGUGAAAAUCAUUUGCUCAGGUUUGGCUGUAUUUAAGCUUCAGUCGCCAUCUAGGUUGAUGACAUGGGUGUUGUUACUGCAACUAUUAUAAAACCAAAUGCCUGCAGCUCCAGCUCCUAGAAAUCCUAGUUUGUCUGUUAGUUUCAUUUUGCUGUCGGGAUCACACUUUGUGUUUUCUAUAGAGAGUCAAACAGGUAAAGAGGUGGUCGGGGUGGAUGAACAACAUGCAAAAAAAAAAAUGUUUCUGAUUGGGUUAGGACAAAAGCACUCAUUUUCACACUCAGUGAAUCCAGGAAAAAGUCAAUGUAUUACAUAUUUUUUGAAUAUGAUUGUUUAAUUUAACAUAACCACCAGCUGCCAGCUCCUAAACAUACUCAGCAUCUCAUUAAUAGUGUCAUAUUUUAUCUUUAAAUACUUAUUUAACCCCUUGGAUGCAUGGUGCACUGUUAAAUUAAUCCUUAUACACUUUAUACCGGGCUCUGUGCAAGGCAUAGUUAAGGUUAUGAGAACUGUGGAUCUAUGAUAUAAACUAUCUAUAUACUAUAUAAUUUGUGGAAAACUGUUUUCUCUUACUUACAUUAUUAGUAUGUUAUUAUUUUCCAAGCCUGCUGCACUUUUUCAAAUUCCAGGGACCCAUUAUGUUCAUUUCCUUGCCUCAUAUUUUCAUUCUUUGCUUCUACUAGAGUAACUUUACACAAUUAGCAGUUGAGAUGAAUCCUUAUUUAGCUUCCACUUCCCUCAGUUUAUCCUCCAUCUAAAACAAGUUUCUCUGUUCAAGACAACUUUUGAUUGGCUGGCCCCGCACAUACAGAAAUUUUAAACUCAUGACCAAAUGUUUUGGCAGUGGCACACAUUUUGUGUUUUGUACACUUUGUCACUUCAGUUUUUACUUGGAUUAUUUUCAGCAUAAGCAUUCUUUGCUUUUUUUUUUUUACUGGUGAAUAAUCAGUUCGGGCCCAAGUCCUGAUUGAUGGUAAUCCAUUUCUGUGUUAUCAGUGCUUCAAGUCGAUCACCCUUUGUGGGCUUCAGGUUAUCUGCUUGCUUUUAAAGGACUGAUCAUACGAAAAACAUGCUCAAAGAUCAGCUUCUUCCAAUGGUCCAAGAGCAAUGGGGUGAUAAUCUGUGCAUUUUUCAGGAUGAUGGAGCACCACGUCAGAAAUCAAAGCGAUAACUAAGGUCAAAUCAGCUUUUUGGAUCAACGGCCAGGAAUCUCCUCAGAUCUAUUUCUUAAUCCCACCGAGAUUUAAUCUUAGAAAUGUGCCAUCAUUCAGGAUUUGGCUCAGAGGCUGAUAUCCACCACGCCACAAAUAACGUUUGUAUGAAAG